AUGCGCAUUGUAUGGCUCGUCGUGUUGGACGCUUGCAGCAGACCUGGAGCGGGCAUUGAUCAAAACGCAUCUCCAAAUGCUACGAAUGUGGUUUUCGUGUGGGCUUUCGUGAGGAAUCCGUUCCUCCGCCGUGCUUCCAUGGUGAGAUACUGCAUGGAGGGACACAUCUGCGACGCCUGUGCCAAGGACGACUGUGGCCGCUGCUCGAAUCAGCACUGCGCGUCCAUGUACCCAAACGUUGUGUCACCUGACGACGAAUCGUACGUGGACUACAUUGGUCACACCGAAACGCUGCACGACGACCUGACUGAGAUUUUUCUUGAGGUGCAGCGUCGGUUCAGAAAUGCAACUGGAAAGGGGAUCCGAUGGUACAAUUCUACAGACAUGACGAGCAUACAAGUGAACAAGGCGACCCACAGUCGAAUCACCGAGAAGGACACCUCCCUCGAGGCAUUCGCCCGCUGCCCGGG
This is a messenger RNA of Prorocentrum cordatum, 470 nucleotides long. NCBI's taxonomy places the organism in Eukaryota, Dinophyceae, Prorocentrales, Prorocentraceae. The record is from the annotation of a GenBank genome assembly.